AGAUUGUCAAUGUGCUUCUUCCUCCGUGAAGUGAAAACCAAAGCCGAGCCGCAGCAUGAAAACUUGGAGGAGCACAUUCAGGAGGGAAAAGCACAGCAGCGAGGCUGAGUCCUCCACGAGCAGCAGGCAUGAUUCACCGCUGCCUGUGUGGGUUACACACACACCCACACCGGACGCCGUCAGCAACGAUGGCGACAGCGAAGACGACGAAGCCACGAACUCCACGGGCCACACAUCCGGCGCUCCGCCUGGCGCCAAAAACAUGAAGGCCAGGCUGAAAUCCCUCCUCCCUCUGUCGUGGAACAGCGUCAACAAGCGAGAGGGAACGGAGGGCGACGCCAACGCCGGCCCGGCUCCGAUCCAGAUCCUUCCCAACGGCACCAGGGUGAGUCCUCCUGUGAGCCCGCUGCUGGAGCGGAGGACCUGGGGGGGGUCGCAGGGAGACUCCAGCCAGGGCUCCCACAAGCCGCUGAUCAGAGGGAGUCCCACCGAUGACCUCUUCCUGCACGAGGAGUCGAUACUGUCCAGCAUCCACCCUGCGGAGUACUACGCCGCGAAGGUGGAGGUCUACAAGCAGAAGUACUCGUACCUGAAGUCGUGGCCGGGGCUGCUCCGGCUCCUGGCGGGCCUGCAGCUGCUGUUCGGGGGAAUGGUCUUCGCAUGCGUCAUCGCCUACAUUCACAAAGACAGCGAGUGGUCCAACGCGUACGGACGCUAUAACGGCGUGUACAACAACGGGCAGGGCGUGUCGGGGUACAGCUACGGCGGCCCCAUGACUCCCUUUGUUCUGGCAGUGGCCGGAAUCUCCUGGAUCCUCACCAUGUGUCUCCUGGUGGUGGGGAUGACCAUGUACUACCGCACCAUCCUGCUGGACUCGCCCUGGUGGCCCCUGACGGAGGCCUUCAUCAACGUGGCGCUCUUCCUGCUCUACAUGGCGGCCGGGAUCGUCUACCUGAACGACCUGAACAGGGGAGGCCUGUGCUACAUGACAAUAGGAGUCAACCCCAUCCUGUCCAACCUGUGUCGGGUGGACGGGGGCCAGAUGGCCGGGACGGCGUUCCUCUUCAUCAACAUGGCUCUGUACCUGGGAAGCUUCCUGGUGUGCCUGAAGAUGUGGAGGCAUGAGGCCGCACGGAUGGAGAGGCAGCACUUCGACGAACAGCAUCAAGAGGACUUUCACCAGCCAAACUCACGGACGCCCCCGAAAGCAAAACGCAUAUCCUUCAGGGAUGAAACAGACACACCUCUGAAUGACCAACAGAACAGUCAGCGCUCCGUCCCCCUACAGGCGAACAGAACCGAGAAAUCCACGCACAACCCCAAAGUGCACGUCAUCGCAGACUACAUCAUAAAGUAUCCAGAAAUCACUUGUUUGGAGGAAAGGGAGAUGUACAAAGCAGUUUUUAAUGACCAGUAUCAGGAAUACAAAGAGCUUCACAAAGAUAUCAGCGCCACCCUCAGUAAGUUCAGAGAGCUGGAUGUGAUGAUGGAGCGACUGCCCAGGGAGGGGAAAAACCACGAGGAGAAACGAAGGAUUAAAAACAUUCUGAAGGAUUACCAGCAGAAGAAGAGUGAUCCUGCUUUCCUGGAGAAAAAGGAGCGCUGCGACUACUUGAAAGCUAAAUUAAGCCACAUUAAAAACAGAAUCCGGACUUUUGACCAAGAAACCUGAACACAUGGUUGAAG
Salarias fasciatus (jewelled blenny) is the source of this 1686-nucleotide messenger RNA. RefSeq names its product MARVEL domain-containing protein 2-like. The record is from RefSeq and is a predicted model, not a curated record. Lineage: Eukaryota; Metazoa; Chordata; Actinopteri; Blenniiformes; Blenniidae. The transcript has 5 exons. The coding region runs from base 56 to 1672 and encodes 538 amino acids. Gene Ontology annotation, cellular component: cytoplasmic vesicle; bicellular tight junction; apical plasma membrane. Gene Ontology annotation, biological process: bicellular tight junction assembly.